This is a messenger RNA of Drosophila montana, 2353 nucleotides long. RefSeq names its product serine/threonine-protein kinase PAK mbt (gene mbt). The record is from RefSeq and is a predicted model, not a curated record. The coding region runs from base 473 to 2353 and encodes 626 amino acids. Gene Ontology annotation, molecular function: ATP binding; protein serine/threonine kinase activity. Gene Ontology annotation, biological process: protein phosphorylation; intracellular signal transduction; regulation of MAPK cascade. The transcript has 3 exons. NCBI's taxonomy places the organism in Eukaryota, Metazoa, Arthropoda, Insecta, Diptera, Drosophilidae. Gene Ontology annotation, cellular component: cytoplasm.
AGCUCUCUCGUAGCAACACAGCAACGAUAACUGCUAGCAUCGGCAAUUAAUAAUUUUUAAGUUUAUUUUUAUUAGUUCUCAGAUUGUGUUUGUUUGUUUUUGUUUACGUUAAAGUGUAUUUAUGUUAACUUGUUAGAUAACGUAGCCAGCAUUCGGUCAAGCCAUGCGAAUUGUUCAUGUGAAAGUCGAUUGAAAGCGCCUAAACACGAAAUCUACAUAAAUCGCAUCCGUCGCUGUCGCUGUCGCCGUCGCCUUCGCCUAUGCCUGUGUGUACGUGAUGUACGUGUGGAUGUGCCUGUGCCUGAGCCAGUGUUAGUGUGUGCCCGAAGACUUUGUCGCUGUCGCCUUUUGACGGGCCAAACAAAAGGGCGGGUAAAAGAAAAGUCAACAAAAGUUGCCAGAACGGGAACGAGGGGAAGCAGCAGCUCCCUGGCAAUUUGCAAUUGACAGCGCCAUAACGGAACAAGCAAAAAUGUUCACUAAGAAGAAGAAGAAACCGCUGAUCUCGAUGCCGAGCAAUUUCGAGCAUCGCGUGCACACGGGCUUCGACAAGCGGGAGAAUAAAUAUGUCGGCCUCCCGCUGCAAUGGGCCUCCAUUGUGGGCAAUAACCAGAUAUUAAAGUCCAGCAAUCGACCGCUGCCGCUUGUCGAUCCCUCGGAGAUAACGCCAACCGAAAUUCUCGAUCUGAAGACAAUUGUGCGUCCGCAUCACAAUAACAACAAGGCGGACACGACAUCGCUGAACAGCAGCAGCAGCACCAUGAUGAUGAGCAAUCCUUCCUCCGGUGCGGCCGCAAUGCUGCCCCAGCAACAGCAGCUGCAGCAACAGCAACAGCUGGUGCUGCCCAAGACAUCGCAUGUGGCGCGCUCGAAUUCGUUGCGCAGCUCCAGUCCGCCGCGUGUGCGUCGUGUGGCCAAUGUGCCGCCAGCUGUGCCCGAGGAGGAGUCAUCGGCGUCGGCUGCCACGCCCACACCAACAAUGCCUGGCCAUGGCUUUAAGCCGCAACAGCCGAUGCCACACAACAUGCUCUAUCCCAGUCAACAUGCCCAUGCGCAUCCGCACCAACAUCCACAUCCGCACACACAUCCUAAUGGCGGCGUCACAGGUCCACUGGCCGUGCGCACCGAUCAGUACCGUGCUGCCCCGGGCAUGCCGCAGCAACAGCAGCAGCAAACGUCGCCGGUGAGCUCUGUGGCCAGUGCAACGCGUUCUACGCAUUCGCAUCACAACAAUAACAACAACAACAACAACAAUGGCCAGAACUAUCCCAUGUACCCUGCCUCACAACAACAACAACAACAGCAACAGCAGCAACCAAAACUUGUGGCCGAUCAGAAUCAGAAUCCACACAUCAAUCACGCCAAGACAGCAUCGCGCGCCUCCAGCUCCAGUGGCAAUGCGGCUGCACUGGCCGCUGCCGCUGCCGCCCAAGCACAGGCGCAGGCCCAGCCCAAACAGGAGCAGCGGCUGACACACGAGCAAUUCCGUGCCGCAUUACAAAUGGUUGUAUCGGCGGGCGAUCCGCGCGAGAAUCUCGAUCAUUUCAAUAAAAUUGGCGAAGGCUCCACGGGCACCGUUUGCAUAGCCACCGACAAGUCAACAGGUCGUCAAGUGGCCGUCAAGAAAAUGGAUCUGCGCAAGCAGCAGCGACGCGAGCUGCUCUUCAACGAGGUGGUCAUCAUGCGUGACUAUCAUCAUCCGAACAUUGUGGAGACAUACUCUAGCUUUCUGGUCAACGAUGAGCUCUGGGUGGUCAUGGAGUAUCUCGAGGGCGGCGCACUCACCGACAUUGUCACACAUUCGCGCAUGGAUGAGGAGCAAAUAGCCACCGUUUGCAAGCAAUGCCUAAAGGCUUUGGCCUAUUUGCACUCACAGGGCGUCAUCCAUCGCGACAUCAAGUCGGACUCCAUUCUGCUGGCCGCGGAUGGACGCGUCAAGCUGUCGGACUUUGGUUUUUGUGCGCAGGUGUCGCAGGAGCUGCCCAAGCGCAAAUCCCUGGUGGGCACACCGUAUUGGAUGUCACCGGAGGUCAUAUCGCGCCUGCCAUACGGCCCCGAUGUGGACAUCUGGUCGCUGGGCAUCAUGGUCAUCGAAAUGGUCGACGGUGAGCCGCCAUUCUUCAACGAGCCGCCGCUGCAGGCGAUGCGUCGCAUACGGGACAUGCAGCCACCAAAUCUAAAGAACGCCCACAAGGUAUCGCCGCGUCUGCAAUCGUUCUUGGACCGCAUGCUAGUCCGUGAUCCGGCGCAGCGUGCCACAGCCGCCGAGCUGCUGGCGCAUCCAUUUCUACGGCAAGCGGGGCCGCCAUCGUUGCUGGUGCCGCUGAUGCGCAACUCCAGGCAUCACACUUGA